Molecule: messenger RNA, 3897 nt
Organism: Hyaloperonospora brassicae
Lineage: Eukaryota; Oomycota; Peronosporomycetes; Peronosporales; Peronosporaceae
Source: the annotation of a GenBank genome assembly
AUGCGCGUGUUCCGCUUCGCCAUCGAUCGCGGCGGUACGUUCACCGAUGUCUACGCAGAGAUGGACGUGCUCGACGCACAGGGGACGGUCAUCGACGUGCGUCCGACGGUCAUCAAGCUGCUGUCGGAAGAUCCGGCGAAUUAUCCGGAUGCUCCUCGAGAGGGCAUCCGCCGCGUCCUGGAAGCCACGACGGGCGUGCAGCACCCGCGGAACGAGCCCGUGGACACGUCUCGGAUCCAGAGCAUUCGGAUGGGCACAACGGUGGCGACGAACGCGCUGCUCGAGCGCAAUGGCGAGCGCACAGUGCUCGUGACGACCAAAGGGUUCCACGAUCUGCUGUACAUUGGCAACCAGUCCCGUCCGCGGAUCUUUGACUUGGAGAUCCGCAUGCCAGACACACUUUAUGACUCGGUGAUCGAGGUGGACGAGCGUCUGCAGCUUGUGAACAAUGAAAAGGAGCGGCUGCCGACCGAUGAACAGGGCAUUAGCGGCGAAUACAUUCGUGUGAUUCAGGAAUUGGAUGUCGAAGACCUGACCGCGAAGCUCCAGGCGGCUCGUGAUGACGGGGUGGAGAGUGUAGCGAUUGUGCUGCUGCACUCGUACACGUUCCCACGCCAUGAACAAAAGGUCCGCGAGAUUGCGUUAAAACUAGGGUUCUCGCAAGUUUCGCUGUCGUCCGAGGUCAUGCCCAUGAUCAAAGCUGUCCCGCGUGGAUUCACGACUUGCGCGGACGCUUACCUCACGCCCGUGAUCAAGAAGUAUGUCGCGUCGUUUUGUGCUGGCUUUGGCGAAGGGUUGGACCACGUGAACAUUAGCUUUAUGCAGAGUGAUGGCGGACUCGCGCGGAUGAAGCAUUUUCAUGGACACCGAGCGAUUCUGUCGGGUCCAGCCGGUGGUGUAGUGGGAUACGCUCGCACGACACGGCCACCCGAGUCGGGUGCUUUGUCCGUGCAGCCUGCAGUUAUCGGGUUUGACAUGGGCGGCACCUCAACAGACGUGUCUCGCUUUGACGGAAAAUUUGAGCAUGUCCUCGAGAGCGUGACAGCCAAUAUUACCGUGCGUGCACCGCAACUAGACAUCCAGACAGUGGCUGCUGGAGGUGGUUCGCGCUUGUUUUACAAGAACGGACUCUUUCUGGUAGGCCCUGAGUCUGUGCGAGCGCACCCGGGACCAGUGUGCUACCGAAAAAACGGUUACCUCAGUGUUACUGACGCGAAUCUCGUCACGGGGCGUAUUCUGCCGGAGUACUUCCCCAAAAUCUUUGGUCCCAACGAAGACGAACCGCUGGAUGUGACCGGGUCGAAGCGAGCGUUCGAGAGCCUGACGAAGGAAAUUAAUGCAUCGGCAGGCGCCAAUAGAGCAAAGUAUACCGUGGAGGAGGUGGCAUCAGGAUUUUUGCGUGUCGCCAACGAAGCUAUGUGUCGCCCUAUUCGAAACCUUACGCAGAACAAGGGUUAUGACAUCAGCACGCAUGUUCUUGCGUGUUUUGGAGGUGCUGGACCGCAGCACGCUUGCUCGAUUGCAAAGGCACUGGGCAUGUCGAAGGUCUACAUUCACCGUUACAGCGGUAUCCUCUCAGCAUAUGGCUUGAGUGUUGCAGAUAGCGUCGUGGACAAGCAGUUACCCUCGUCGGCAAAGUAUAGCGCUGACACGAAAUCUAUUUUGAUCAGCAGUCUAACAAAGAUUGCCAACGAGGCUAUCAGCGAGCUUGUUGCUGAUGGAUUCCGGCCCGAAGAUGUGCAAAUGCAGUACUUCCUCAACAUGCGAUACGACGGUACCGACAACGCUGUCAUGACGCGUGGUCCAGUGGGUGCUAAAGGGGAAGCUCCUGCGGUAACUGCGAACGCUCUUGCUGAAUUCGAGUUCGAUAGCAAUUUCGUGAAGAUGUACCAGCGCGAGUUUGGUUUCGUGCUGCAAAAUCGUGCCAUUCUUGUUGACGACAUUCGCGUACGCGCGACGGUGUCGCCUGAGUUGAUGGAACCUGCGGUAGGAGCUGCUGCUAACGCAGUGGAUGCUGUCGAGCGCUGCUCGCUUCUGUCGACAACGCCAUUUUACUUUGAAAGCAAGAAGACGUGGGAGCAGAUUCCCGUCUAUCUGCAUGAAGAGCUCCUCAAGAACCGUGGCGCCAGGUACAGUGGACCGGCGAUCAUCAUGCAAGGCACAGCCACAGUGGUUGUCGAGCCGGAAUGGGAGGUAGAAGUUACGCCAAGUGGUGAUCUCUUCUUAGUUAGCGAUACCGAGGCUGCAGGGUCGAAGAAGGACAGCCCCGCGUUGUGCUCCGAAGAUGUCCCGCUGGACCCUAUUCAGCUCUCGGUAUCCUCGCAUCGUUUCAUGGGUAUUGCUGAGCAAAUGGGCCGUACGCUGGCGCGUACGUCAGUCUCGGUAAACAUCAAAGAGCGCCUGGAUUUUUCUUGCGCCUUGUUUGGUCCCGACGGUGGACUUGUGGCGAAUGCACCGCAUCUCCCUGUUCAUCUCGGUGCUAUGCAGCAAGCCGUGCGAUACCAACUCGAGUACUGGGGUGACGAUCUUCAUGACGGAGACGUGCUGGUCUCGAACCACCCGCAGCUCGCAGGAGGUUCGCACCUACCAGACAUAACAGUCAUUACGCCUGUUUUCAGCCACACGAGCGGCAGAAUCGAGUUCUUUGUGGCCAGUCGCGGACAUCACGCGGACAUCGGUGGCAUUUCGCCUGGGUCGAUGCCGCCGUUGUCGAAAACGCUGUCUGAAGAAGGUGCAGCGAUUGUAGCUUUCAAGCUGGUAGAAGGCAAGGUCGGUGAGUUUCGUGAGAAGGAGAUCACGGAUAUACUUUUGCAAAAGGGACGUGUAGAUGAUCAAGGCCGACCUUGCAUUGGCACGCGCAACCUGCGCGACAAUUUGUCCGACUUGCGCGCGCAAGUGGCAGCCAACCAACGCGGUGUGAUGCUGAUGCAGGAGCUCUGUGCCGAGUACUCGCUACCAGUUGUUACCGCCUACAUGAACUAUAUCCAGCAAGCUGCAGAGAUCGCGGUACGGAACAUGCUGCACGAGUUUUCGCUGCAGAAGAAGCUGCCUGAAGUUGGCGUGGUGUAUGCGGAAGACUUCAUGGACGAUGGCACGAAGAUUGCGCUGACGAUCUCGAUCGAUCGCCGCUCGAACUCGGCUGUGUUCGAUUUCAGUGGCACCGGACCAGAAGUUUAUGGCAACGUGAACACGCCUCCAGCAGUAACUUACUCUGCUAUCAUCUACUGCCUGCGCUGCUUGCUACCUGGCGAAGAUCUGCCGCUGAACCAAGGCUGCUUGGCGCCAAUCGAAGUGCGCUUCCCGAGCGAAAGCAGCAUUCUGAACCCAAGCAACAGCGCUGCUGUCGUGGGGGGCAACGUGCUUACUAGCCAGCGUAUCACCGAUGUGAUCCUCAAGGCGUUCGGUGCGUGCGCAGCUUCCCAGGGCUGCAUGAACAACCUCACGUUUGGCAGCGCCACAUUGGGUGGCUACUACGAGACGAUUGCUGGUGGUGCUGGUGCCGGCCCAUCUUGGAAUGGCCGCAGCGGGAUCCACACGCACAUGACCAACACGCGUAUCACGGAUCCUGAGAUCCUGGAGAAGCGAUAUCCCGUGCUUCUUCGUGCGUUCCAUCUUCGUGAGGGGUCAGGAGGUGCUGGCAAGUUUCGCGGCGGCAACGGUGUGGUGCGCCAGCUAGAGUUCCUCGAGCCCAUGACUGUGAGCAUCCUUUCAGAGCGACGUGCUUUCCAGCCCUACGGUCUUGAAGGUGGGGCACCUGGCGCCCGCGGUCUGAACUUGCUUUCACGUCACGGUGGUCGCACCGUCAACUUGGGCGGCAAGAACACGGUGGACGUGCUGCCAGGUGAGGUCUUGACGCUGUACACGCCCGGCGGUGGAGGCUUUGGAGCUGCUGGUUGA